Molecule: messenger RNA, 2681 nt
Organism: Racocetra fulgida
Lineage: Eukaryota; Fungi; Glomeromycota; Glomeromycetes; Diversisporales; Gigasporaceae
Source: the annotation of a GenBank genome assembly
AUGGAAGGUCAGAAGCCGCGUGUAUUAGAGAAUCCACAAGGCGAACGCACCACUCCGUCCGUAGUCUGCUAUGAUUCCCGCGAGGGAAGAAUUCUGGUAGGUAGGGACGCCAAAAAACAGGCCGAAAUCAACCCCGAGGUUAUUACUUCUAUCAAAAGUGUAAUGGGGCAAAAAGUCAAAAAAAAGUUGGGCGGAAAAGAGUAUACUCCGGAACAAAUUUCGGCGGAAAUUUUGCGUUAUUUGGUAAGUUGUGCCGAGGACAAAUUAGGAAAAAAAAUCACUCGGGCGGUUAUCACUGUGCCGGCUUAUUUUAACGAUAGUCAGCGUCAAGCCACCAAAGAUGCGGGAAAAAUUGCCGGCUUGACCGUGGAAAGAAUCAUUAAUGAGCCCACAGCUGCAGCCCUGGCUUAUGGUUUAGAUAAAGCAGAAAAAGAACAGACUAUCCUGGUUUAUGACUUGGGAGGAGGAACUUUUGAUGUUUCCAUUCUCCAAAUUUCUAAGAGCAGCGAAGGCGAUGUUUUUGAAACCAUUGCUACGGCUGGCAUUCGAGAUUUAGGAGGAGACGAUUUCGACCAAAAAAUAGUUGAUUAUGUGGUUCAGGAAAUGAAGAAAGAGCGAAAGGUUGAUUUAUUGUCUGAAGGAGAAACCGAAAAUGAUAGAAAGGUGGUUAAACAGCGGUUAAAAGAGGAAGCCGAAAAAGCCAAAAAAGUAUUAUCAAAUAGUUCAGAAGCUACGAUUUCUCUACCUUACAUUAUUCCACCGACCAGAGGCAGAUCACCCCACGUGGAAGCAAAAAUUACCCGGGCCAAAUUUGAAGCCCUAACCAAAGAUUAUAUGGAAAGGACCAUGAAAGAAGUCAAUCAAGCCAUUCAAGCAGCUGAAAAGAAAUUAGGCCGAAGUUUGACUAUCGACCAAAUAAUUUUGGUGGGUGGUUCAACCCGUAUGCCAAUGGUAGAAACAUUACUCGAAGCAAAAUUCGGCCAGAAAAAAAUUAAUAAAUCCGUCAAUCCGGACGAAGUGGUAGCAGUUGGAGCUGCCAUUCAAGGUGCAGUUCUGGCUGGUGAUUUUGGCAAAGAUAUCGUGCUUUCAGACGUUACUUCGCUUUCUCUGGGUAUUGAGGUCCAAUCGGCCAGAGGUGAAGAAGGAAUUAACGACAUAAUCAUUCCCCGCAACACCGCUAUUCCUACUUCUAAAACCAAAAUUUACUCCACGGCCGAGGAUAACCAACCGAGCGUUCAUAUUCGCGUUCUCCAAGGAGAAAGACCUCGUGCUUCCGAUAAUAAAAUAGUCGGAACGUUUGAAUUGAGUGGUAUUGCACCAAAGCCAAGGGGCGUUCCCCAAAUUGAAGUUACUUUCAAUAUUGACGUUAAUGGAAUAGUUAAUGUGACCGCACAGGAUAAAGCAACUAAUAAGAAAGCCGAAAUUACUAUCAGCGACAGCCAAAAUUUAAGUGAAGCAGAAAUUCAGAGAAUGAUUAAAGAAGCCGAAGAAAAUCGGGAGAAAGACGAAGAAUAUAAAAGUAAUGCGGAAUUACUCAAUCGGGCUCAAACAUAUUGUCACACUUUUGAAGAGAGAAUUGAAGAAUUUAAAAAACAUAAGGAUUUCAAUGAGAAUGAUGAAGGCUUCAAAAAAUUGGUGGAAUUGUAUCAAGAAUUAAAAGAGGCUACCGACAAAAAAGAUUAUCCGGUUAUUAAAAAACAAUUGAAUAAUAUCGAAGAGAUGAUGAAAUUAGCAAAUGAAUUAACUGGCAAAAUGCCUGCUCAAGAAAAUAAAGAGGAAGAGGCCAACAAGUCGGAAACGGAAAAGAAACAAGCCGAAGCCAAAAUGCAGGAAAUCAAUGAGGCUUACGGAGUUUUAAGUAAUCCCGAAAAACGGCAGAAUUACGACCGCUACGGCAGCGCAGAAGGCUUUCAAGGACCACCAGAAGGUGGUUUUGACCGUAGCGGAGAUUUUUUUAAGGACAUUUUUAAUACCUUUUUUGGUGAGGCCGAUUACUCUCACUCCCGCACCUAUGCCGACCGAACCCGACCGCAGGCCGGAAGUGAUAUUUUAAUCAGCAUUACUUUGACUUUCAAAGAAUCAGUGCUGGGGGUGAAAAAAAAACAAACGGGAGCUGCUUCUCGUAGUGAUAUUGGAGAUUGCCCAGUCUGUCAAGGACGAGGAGUAGUCAAUACUAUUCAAAGAACGAUUUUGGGAACUAUUCGCACCCAAGACACUUGUGCUCGUUGUCAAGGAGAGGGAAAAAUAAUCAAAAAAAAAUGUCGAGAAUGCGGGGGGAAAAAAUUUCUGACCCAGAAAGAAACUAUUGAACUUAAUAUUCCUAGUGGCAUUCAGCCGGACAAAAAACUUCGCUAUCAGGGCAUCGGCAAUGAUGUUAAGGUCAAAGAAAACCCUUAUUUUAAACGCAAGGACAAUAAUAUUUAUGUUGAUUUGCCAGUUUCCUUUUUGGACGCCAUUUUGGGAGGCACUGUUGAAGUAAUUACUCUGGAAACUCACCUGGUGGAUGGAGUGCUAAAAGAUUUAACUAAACUUACCAUACCGGCUGGUAGCCAAUACGGCGAUUAUGUAAUCUUGCCAGGAAAAGGUUGCUAUGUGGGAAUUAAUAAUCCUAGGCGGGGAGAUUUUUAUGUGCGUUUACAAGUCAGAUUGCCUAAAAAAAUUGCUCUUAUUAACGAAGGGAG